UUUUCAUAGUCAGGCCCAUAGAAAUACCCAAGAAGAGAAAAAAAAUUUAAGGAAACAAGUAUUGUGUUAACCAGUGUAAUAUAAGCUUACUCAAAUUUGAUAACACCCAGCAGAGAUGGAUUUUGAACGUAUUGGAACAACUGACAUGAGUUUGCUAGAACAAAAAAGUAACAUGGUUGUUGCAACUGCAAGCGGAAGUGCUCUGUACCAAUAUCUAGCAUGUUUUUCUGCUAUAUUGGCAAUAGUAUCCAGCGGUUUUCACUAUGGUUGGCCGUCACCAACAUUACCCAAACUCUUAGCCGAGGACUCACUUAUUCCCAUAAAUGAAGAACAAGGAUUUUGGCUUGCCACCAUGCCAUUAUUUGGUGCUUUUGUUGGUUCAUUUACCAAUCCGUUGCUAGUGGACAGAAUAGGAAGACACAAAAUGAUAUUAUUAACAUCAGGACCUUAUCUAAUGGCGUGGAUUAUGAUAUACUUUGCAAGAAAUGUCCCUAUGAUGUAUAUUGCCAGAUUCAUCGCUGGAAUAUCAGAUGGUUGGAGCUUCUCUUCUGUUCCAAUGUACACUGGAGAGGUAUCAGAUGCAAAUAAAAGAGGCAUGUUUGCCUCGUGGAGCAGUAUUUCAUUCAUUUUUGGAAUUUUAGCAGUAAACUUCAUUGGAUCCUAUCUGAGCAUACAGCACACUGCCAUAGUAGGUGGCGCUAUACCUGUAUUAUUGAUUUUAACGUUCAUGUGGAUGCCUGAGUCUCCUUAUUAUUAUAUAGUCAAGAAUAAUUUAGAAGGUGCCAAGAGAAGCCUUAAAAUUUUAAGAGGAUCAAGUGACGCUGAUGUUGAUACGGAACUGAACAGGAUAGAUAAAGCAGUCAAGGCCGACCUUACAAAAGCGCGCAUAAAUCCUCUACAUCUAUUCACUUUAAAGAGAAAUCGAAAAGCCGUACUCAUAAUGAUGUUAUGCCGAGGAACACAACAGUUUUCUGGUAACUCAGCGAUAUCUUUCUAUGCUCAAAACAUAUUUAACGCUUCCGGAGAUUUUAUGUCUGCUGAACUUGCUUCCAAUCUGUUCUUCCUAACGCAGUUAGUAGUUACAAUACUAGCAUCUACCGUCGUUGAUAAAGUCGGAAGACGACCCUUGAUAUUGAUAUCUGUAGCUGGAGUAGGAAUAACUCUAAUGGUAGAAGGAAUAUACUUCUACUUACAAACGUUAAUAGAUGUUAGUAGUUUUGCGAUGGUUCCAGUCAUUGCUCUCUUGGUGUACAUUAUCUUCUUCAGCAUAGGUCUCCAAGGUGUUCCAAUUAUCAUUUUAAGUGAAGUGUUUAACGCUGAUAUUAAAUCAGUUGCUUUGGGAUUCGCUGACAUAUAUUUUGCUAUAAUUGCCACUGCCACGUCAAAGUUCUUUCAAGUUACCAGAGAUCACUACGGGAUGCAUGUACCGUUUAUUUCCUUCUCUACCAUUUGUGCCAUUGCUGUUGUUUUGAUAUUCAUUAUGGUUCCUGAAACGAAAGGAAAGACCUUGGAGGAGAUCCAGGAUUAUUUUAAGGGAGUCAAACAUACCAAAUCGACAAGUGAAUGUAGUAAUAGUUAAAAUUGUGUUAUGACGAACAAAUUAUUGUGUUCAAGUCAACUUCUUGUUCUUUAUAGAAGUUACACGAUAGGUUACAUUUUUUUGUAUUUGUCUUUGUAUUCUAACCUAUUUUUGCACUGCUGAUUACAAAGAACACUUUUCUAUCUAUCUCUCUAUAAGCGAGGUUCCUACAGCCUCUGCCGCUUCUCUCAUUUCAAUCACCAUCGUUUUCUGUUCAUCCAUUCGUCUUUUUUUAUGGCUGUAUCUCUCAUUAUGUGCCGUAUAUUUUUUUUACCAGGCAACUAAAGGCCUUGCCCUUCUUCUUCUUUGUUGCGGUAUGUAAUUUAAAGCUAUUUUUGGCCAAACCUUCUUCAUUCAUUCGUUUCACGUGACCACACCACACAGAAUACACAAUAUUUAUCCUCCUUCUAUUUCCACUAUUCAAAUUCCACGACAGGAAGUUCUUAUCAUUAUGGGAGACUUUAAUGCCAAGAUUGGAGCUGGAGAUAAGACGCAGUACAUUGGCGCACAUGGACUUGGAGUCAGAAACGAUAGAGGAUACCUCCUAGAAAAAUUCGCAGAAGACUCAGAACUCGUUGUCACUAACACAUUUUUCCAAUUACUACCUCGAAAGCUGUACACAUGGAAAUCCCCUCAAGACAAACCCGGGAGAAUUAUUAGAAAUCAAAUAGAUUACAUUUUAGUAAACAAAAGACUCCGAAACAGCUUUACAUCUGUCAAGACUUAUCCUGGAGCAGACUUAGAGACGGACCACGUUCCACUGGUGCGAGUAUUUCGCGUCAAACUCACAAUAGUGCAGAAAAAGAAAUCACAAUCAUACAACCUACGUAUGCUAAAAGACAAUGACACGAAAAUGAGGGUCCAAGCUACGUUAAACGAACAAGUGACUGCAUUUAGAGAUGCAUCUAACGAAGAACAAAUGAUCAAACAUCAAACAGAUGACCGAAAUAGUUCAAAAUGUAAAGGAUAGACACUUACUUACAGGCAGAUAAAUUAACCAAGAAGAAAUCAUGGAUGACAGAUGAGAUCCUGAAACUAAUGGACGAAAGAAGAAAUGCCAAAAAUGACCCCGACACAUAAAAAACAAUCAAUAAAUCAAUAAUAAGGAAAAUUAGAAAAGCGAAAGAAAAAGAAGCAAUGGAGAGAUACCAGGAAAUUGAGAUUCUACAAUCAAAGUACGAUAGUCACAAUGUACAUAGGAAAGUUAAAGAACUCACAGGUAGACUAAGACGGAGUCAGAGAGCAAAUCUAACUGAUUUUGACGGAAACAUCAUCUUAGAUAAACAGAGUAAAAUUAGAACGUGGAAAGAAUAUCUAGAAAAACUAUUUGAAGACCAAAAAGAUAAUACCCAUGAGCUAGAAGGAGAGGUAAAUGAUGGACCAAGAAUAUUACAGCAGGAAGUUUAUUCUGCCAUAACACAGCUAAAGGAUGGCAAAGCAGCAGGUCACGAUAAUAUACAAGCAAAACUACUCAAAUUGAUGGACAACGAAUCAAUAGCAAUAAUCACAAAGAUGUUCAACAACAUAUACAACUCUGGACAAAUACCAACCGAAUGACUGAAGUCUGUGUUUAUUGCACUUCCAAAUAACCAGGAGCCAAAAAGUGCGAAGAAUACCGUACGAUAAGCCUGAUGAGUCAUCUCCUAAAAUUGUUCCUAAAGGUAAUCCAUACGAUAAUUUACAAGCUAUGUGAAAGUCAAAUUUCGCCCAACCAGUUCGGGUUCAUAAAUGCUGUUAGUACGAGAGAGGCUUUGUUUUCAAUACAAGUCUUAUUCCAGAGAUGCAGAGACGUAAAUUGCGACGUAUACGCAUGUCUGGUUGAUUUCGAGAAGGCGUUUGAUCGAGUACAACCCGCCAAGAUGAUGCAAAUACUAAAAGAAGCAGGAAUUAACAUCCAAGAUAUGAAAAUAAUUAGAAACCUUUACUGGAAUCAGACUGUAAACCUCAGAGUUGACGGUGAACUCACCGAAUAUGUCAAAUUCUGCAUUUCCCCCCCCCCUCUAAUUUUCAGUCUUUACUCUGAAAGAAUAUUUAUCGAAGCUUUGCACGAAUCUCAAAAAGGGAUUCUACUAAACGGGUACCGGUUAAAUAAUAUCAGGUAUGCAGAUGACACGAUAGUAUUUGCGGACAACCUAGAAGACCUACAAGUUCUCAUGGACAAAAUCACGUAUUACAGUCAACAAUAUGGACUCAAUAUAAACGUGAAGAAAACAAAGCUUAUAAUCGUCAGCAAGAAAAAGAUAACAGAAGGUCAACUCUAUAUCAACCAAACCCCUGUAGAAAGAGUGAGGCACUACAACUACCUCGGCACCAUAAUAAAUGAAGAAUGGACCAACAACCAAGAAAUAAGAGCGCGCAUCGGAAAAGCUAGAUCAAUCUUCAACCGUCUGGGGGCGUUUUUCAAGAGCCACAACCUUUCUCUUGGUAUAAAUGUAAGAAUGCUGAGAUGUUACGUCUUCUCUGUCCUUUUUUAUGGUGUUGAAUCAUGGACCUUGAACGAGGAUAUGUGCCGAAAAUUGGAAGCAUUUGAGAUGUGGCUAUAUCGGAGAAUUCUUAAAAUCCCAUGGACUGAUCGGGUCACAAAUGAGGAGGUUCUUAGAAGAAUGUGGAAGAACUGAGAAGUACUGACCACCAUCAAAUCUCGAAAGUUGGAAUACUUUGGACACAUUAUGCGAAAUGAAUGCAGAUAUGCCCUCCUACAAGCCAUCCUGCAAGGAACAAUAUUUGGAAGGCGAGGUCCAGGAAGAAGAAGAACAUCCUGGUUAAAGAACCUCAGAACCUGGUUCAACACAACAUCUGUGCAGCUUUUCCGGGUUUCUGCAGAUAAAGUAAAGAUUGCCAUGAUGAUCGCCAGCAUUCGUCACGGAUAGACACAUCAAGAAGAAGAAUCCUUCUUCUUAUAUCUUCAUUCCUGAUGUGAUCUUUUUGGAUAUACCACACGCUCUCCUUAGAUCAUCCAUUACUACUUACCAUAAGUCAUAAUAGGCUCUACCAAGGUUCGGUAGAUUGUCAAUUUUGUUGUUUGUCUAAUGUCUUUAGACCAUAGUAGAGAGCUUAGAAUAUUUACAGUUUUUUCCCUGUUGCGGUCUGUUUUCGAUGUCUCUUUUAGUAGAACACUUCAAUUUAUCAAAAAUACUUGUAAUAAGAAUUUUGUUAGAGAAAUGCCAAACAAUUCCUUUUGAGACUGUACUCCCAAUCAAUGUACUAUUUUUUUCUAGUGGUUUGGCGUCUAUCACUUUUUUGUUUAUAUUUUAAUUGGGAAAACAUCGAAAAUCAAUGUUUUUUACAAAAAUUUACAAGCUGUCAUAUAAAUGACAAACCCCUUAGAAAUACCUAUUAAUGUUCUCAAACCAAAUACUAUUGACUGCAAUACAUCCAACUCACACAAAAAUCUGGAAGCACGUUGCCACUAGCUCGCUAGCGCCACUGUCGGCUUGAAGUCAAACUACGUUUUGUGUGUGUGUGAGACAGAAAAAAUGGCUUGGAUGCGGGUCCGUUAGCCACAGAUUUUUAUUUUAUUUUUACCUCAAUUUAUUAGUUUUGUUAUAUUUAUACCUAUUUCACUUAAAUGACUAUAUUUGUUUCGCUCAAGUAGUUAAUGAGUAAUUUAAAUAUUUCCAUUUUAUGACAACUUAUUAGAUAUCCUAUACUAAUUGGAAAAUGAACUUGUGUUUGUCGUAAAUUGUAAUAUAAUUGAUUUGUAUAUCUCUCGUUAAUUUUGCAUUUAAAGAAAAUAUGGUUCAAAUCUCUAAUCGAAACAUUAUCACAAAAACAGACUGAUGAAUUAACUAUUCCUAAUUUGUGCAGAUGUGUCUCAUAUUUUCCGUGUCGAGUUUUUAAUCUGACGAUAGGAGAAAUAUCUUGCUUUGGCAGGUUAUACUUAAAUAUGUAUUCAGGUGGCGGAGGAAGUUCUUGAUGUAAAGAAAAAUAUAAAUUUUUUGAUAUGCUUGAAAUAUUUUUCCAUUGUUUUUUCCAUAUUUUAUUUAUUCUGGCUUUGACGUCAUUUAUUGCAUCUGUCGAUAAGAUCUGAGUUAGAAUCUCACCAUUUUUUAUUGCUUCUUUGGACAACUCAUCCACUUUCUCAUUACCCAGUAUACCGGCAUGCCCUUUUGCCCAUAUAAAUACUACUUCCACUUUAGACAAAUUAUUUUUUAUAUUACAUAAAAUUUUUGAUUUGUAUGAACUAAAAUCAGUGUUUUCAAUUGCAUAUAUUGCAGAUCUGGAGUCUUUUAUUAUCACAGCUUUUUCAAUAUCUCUUUGGCCCAUUCUAGAGCUUUUUCGAUGGCUAUAAUCUCAGCUGGAAAAAUACUACUAAUACUAGAUAAUUUGUAAUUAUUAUGUUGAUGGGUAUUUUGCACAUACAUAGCACAUCCUAUUCCUGUUUGAUUUUUAGAACCGUCUGUGUAAAUUACUGUGUAAUCCACAAAGUCGCUCAGUAUAGAUUUUAGUAAAAUAUUAUUUAAAUGAUUUGAUUCUGUAUAUUUAGGAAUUAUGAUUCUUGGCUUUUUAAUCAAAGUUUUAUACGGAAAUUUAUAAAUUGGUAAUAAUUUACUGUUGUGUAAAUCUGUAUAAUUCCUGGUUUCAAUGAAUGCAUCUGUUAGUGGUGGUGAAUUUUUUAUUCUCCAAUAUUUGCUAGUUAAGUUUUCCAUGUUUAAUAAAGCCAGAUUUGUUAAAAGGUCUGACUCAGUGUUUCUUAGCUUUAUGCAGUAUUUUUGAGCUAAAAAUUGUCUACGUAAAUUUAAUGGGAUUUCGUUACACUCUGCUAGCAUAACGUUUGUUGGAGUGGAUACCAUUGCACUUAAACAUAUUCUCAAGCAUCUGUAUUGUAUCCGAUCUAAUAUUUUUAAAUUCGUAUUGCUUGCUGAUCCAUAUAUCCAACACCCAUAGUCCACGACUGACCGAAUACAAGCAUUGUAGAACAAUAAAGCUGUUUUGGGGUCUGCACCCCAUUUUCUGUUGGUAAUACACCUUAGUAUAUUUUUUUUCCAAACUACGUUUUGAAAAUGUAAAAUGUAAACAUUCAAAUUUAAUUUUAUAAAUUUUUGAAUAACGAGCUAAUUUUGCUAAAUUAAAUUAAAAUAAAAAUAGUUCAAAAACUUACACAAAAACAAUAAUAAAGCAAUUUUAUAAAUGUAAGGUUAGAUUGCUCUCGUUAUCACCGCACACCACUAGAUGGCGCUAUAUUGUUUGCUUCCUCAAAUGUAAUGGGAAAUUUCAAGAGUUGUAUGUAUUACAGUCAAUAGUAUUUGCUCAAACUAACAAAUGGUUUCACCAUAAAACAUGAUACUUAUAAGUAUACAGGAACCGAUCAAGGACCAAAAUCUAAAAUAGAAUAUAAUUAUCAGAUAAGAGAUAGGGAAGUAUUUAGAGGCCAGAACAUUAGCCCAGGUCGUUUUCAAGUGACAACAAUAAUUUUGUAUUGAAUUAGCAACCACUUGAUGUAAGUUCAAGUUCAAUAAUACAAUAAAGCAUCACAACACUAUCUUCACGGAAUAUCAACUAUGUACUUGUCAUUUGUCAUGCGCUAUACAACAGCUUCCUCAGAAAAUAAAUUUUAAAUAUUACUCCACUGUAAAAUGGACCAGCAAUGAGCGAUAAGUGAAGUUCAAUGGUAGUUCAAACCAUUAUAGUCUUUAUUCUGGAACCUUUUUGGGAGACUGUAGUUACUGGCUCUGUUUCUAAUCAUCUUGUCUCUUCUAGUCUUAUCCAACUUCUUCUUCUGCAGAUGAAAAUCCACCCAUGGGUGAUAGCGAUCACACUUUCUAUUAACUCCGGAACCAGGACAUUUUCUUGCAUCCUAUUCCUUCUCUUACCUUCUUCUUACAUAUUCUUACCCAACAUCUACCGCAAUAUUUUAAUUUCAGCUAUUUCCAUCUUCUUUUUCUGAACCCUCUUUACAGACCCAACCCUUCUUCUUACUCCCACUCACAUAUACUCUGUUUUCGACCUACUAAUCUAAAGUCCUCCCUCUUCCAUAGCCUUUCUAAAUCCCUCCAACUUCUUAUCCAUUACCACUAUAUCAUCCGAAAGGAGCAAUGACCAAAGGGGGCCUUCCCUUACCUUCUCUUCAGUAUAUCCAUAACAAGAUCAGACAGGUAGGAACUCAGUGAAGAGCUUUGAUGCAAACUAGCCGUUAACGGAAAUCUUUCAGUCAAUCCGACACUAGUUCUUAGGAACCCAUGCUCUCUUAACAUCACCACAGCUAUUGAUACAGCUUUGCAGACGAUCUUUCCUACCGACGAUCGCUACAGCGCGCAUUCGUUUCCUCUUUGCUACCUUCUAUGUUCUCUUCUUCUAAGAGAAUAGGGGUCGUGUGCUAGCUCAUUUGAAAGGUUCUUCAAUUCUCUAUUCAGUAAUAUAAACAUUUACAUAAUUAUUUAUACAGGGUGUCCAAAAAAUUUUUAUUAAAUUAAAUUAUUUGACAAACAAAAGAAGUAGAAGGACACCCUGUAUAAAUAAUUAUGUAAAUGUUUACAUUACUGAAUAGAGAAUUGAAGAGCCUUUCAAAUGAGCUACCACACGACCCCUAUUCUCUUUUAAAAAAAUCAUCGAUUACGUCAUCACGCCCAGACGGAUGACGUCACUAGUAUACCAUAUAUGCCACAAUAUCAUAACUUAAAAAUAAAAAUAUACAUGUUUCGGGAUUUUUCCGUAAAGUCGCCGGUUUACGAAAUAACGAAUUUAUUAAUUUCAUUUGCUGUCGGUGGAAAAUAGUGUCGCGCACGCUUGAUUAGCAAUUAAAAAACAAAGGAGUUUUGAAUAUUGUAUUGCAAAAAACUCUUCGGGAUUUCAUCAAUAGAUGUUUAAAGAAUAUCUACCUACCUUGGCAACAUUCAAAUUUUCAGUUUUUCACAUAGUUUUUGAGGGUUAAAAAUGGCCGAUUUCACAACUUUACAAUUUUUAAUCGAUUAUAUGUCAAAAACUAUCAUUUUUAGAGAAAAGUCAUUAAGACCUUUUCUGUUUGGAAUGAUCCAAAAAACCUAAAAAAACUUUUUUCCAUGCAAAAAAAAAAUAGUUUUAGGAAAAAAACAAAAAAAAACGUUUAAAAAAUUUUUGACCACCUUUUGGUCCUGGCAACAGUUUUUGAGUAAGAUUGUGCAAAAAAUCCGAUUCAGAAUAUUUCUCCUAGCGGAUGCGCAGUGGCUUUCUGGACUAAGAGUGGCCUGAGUUCAAUCUCGAUUUGAGAUUUGGCAUAAAGUAAAAAAUUAGUCCUUUAGUCGUUCUCAAUUUAUAAAUACAUUUUUUUUUAUUGUUACAAACGCCAUCUGUUUAUUUCAAACUAUAAACACUAAGCAUUUUUAUUGAACAGAAUUUGAAACAUUAAGAGUGAUCGCCCAGUGGCUAUAACUCUAUUGGUUGAAUGUUUCUGGAUAUACAUUGGUAUGACUUAUAUCUAUUUACUUCACUACUUAAUCUAAACUUAUUCUAAACUUUUACUUGUUGUCUAUUGUCUAUAGGGUAAAUCCAGUGGACUACGAAUAUUAAUUUAGUCUGUUGUUUUGUACACUGUUGUCAAGGAGACCGAUUACAAGAUUGUUGGAGUGCACUUCAAGACGCUAGAUAUUUAUCACUACACUGCGCGAUCACUUGUUUCACUGUAGGAAUUUUUAGAUCACUGUAGAUGACCUGGUUUGAGAUAAACCAAGGGACAGUCGCUAUAGUUCUUAUUUAGUAUAAAUACAUAGUAUUAAAUGUUGUUUGUUGUCUGGUGGGAGGUAACUAAAUAGAUAAGGAAACAAUGGAAAUUAUGUUUGCAUACAUUUUUGGGAAUUUUAAGAACUUGUUUGCAUACAUAAAUAUUUACUUUAGAACUUCUGUUUAGAGGAAGAUGCUGUAUAUGUAGAUGAUACUUAUCAUGUUGAGAAUAUUCUGUGAAAAUCAAGACAGUGUUGUAGAUUAAUGUUUUCUGUUAUUAUAUCAAUAAAUAAUUAUUAUAUUACUAAAGAAAGACAAACCAACAAGUUUGUAAGAUAUCAAAUUAUGGGGGAUAGUAUAAAAUGUAGCUAAAUAGGGCCGACAAAAUAAUUGCAAAAGCAGUGAUUGAGUAAAAAAAGAAGAGACAUGAUGAUUUAGAAAAAGCAGUAAAAAACGAACAAAUAGCAUAUAAAAUUACAUUAAUAUUCUCCCCCGAAAAAUGCCAACGAUUGCAGACAAAAGAAGAAAUUAAUCAGUAAUUAACAAGAAGACUACCUCUUAAAACUGCUCCAUAAUUAACAUACAUAGAGCAGAAUACCCAUGGAGUACAGAUAAAUAGCAAUGAAUAAAAAGACAGUGAUAAAUAAUUAAGUGAAGGAUGAGAUGGAAUUAUUAAGUACUGAAACAAGCUCCACAGACUACAAAAAAUUAAUUUGAUUUGUUGACUUAAACAAUGGUAUUUUAAAAAUAAAUAUAAUAUAUAUAAUACAAUAUAAUAAACUGCUCGUCAAAAGUUAGGGAUAUAGUAAAUUCUGCUGAUUUUCAUAGUUGAUUUUUUCGCGAACAGACGGAUUCCGCUAUUUUUUUUUAUUUUAGCCUUUUCUUUAGUAUUUACACAGUUGUGCAAAGGUUUACUUAAACUUAUUUUUUGUACUUAUACCGGGUGGAAGAAAAAAAUAUGUUUUUCUUGUGUUAAGUUUGAGACAAACUGUAGGGAGAACGAGGUACAAAUGUGAGUAUACAUCAGAAUAAUAUUGUAUUCUUAUGUUUUGUGAACAUGCUGUUGUUUGAAUGUCCCUGAUAUCUUUAGAAACAAAAAAAAUAGAUGAUUUUGUAAUUUAACAUGUGUUUUAACCGAAACAAACGUAUGAGACACCUUGUAGGGAAAAAAAGGCACAAAGGUGAGUAUACCCCGAUAUUAUGUUGUAGUCUCAUAUUUUUUGAAUAUUCUAUUUUUUUAAUUUCUCUGAUAAUAAUCUUUAAUAACAAAGAAACUAGACGGUAUUACUCUUUAAUAUGUUUUUCUAUGUUUCACAUGUGUGAUGUGACGCAUUUCGUCAGUUAAAACACAUAUUAAAGAGUAAUAUCGUCUAGUUUCUUUAUUAUUAAAGAUAUCAGAGAAAUUAAAAAACAAAAUAUUCACAAAAUAUGAGACUACAACAAAAUAUCGAGCUAUACUCACCUUUUUGCCUUUUUCUCACUACAAGGUGUCUCAAACUUUUGUUUCGGUUAAAACACAUGUUAAAUUACAAAACCGUCUAUUUUUUUUAUUUCUAAACAUAUUAGGGACAUUCAAAAAACAAAAUGUUUACAAAACAUAAGACUACAAUACGAUUUCGAUAUCUACUCCCAUUUGUACCUCGUCAUCCCUACAGGGCGUCUCAAACUUAACAUAAGAAAAACAUUUCUUUUCUUCCACCCCGUAUAAGUACAAAAAAAAGGUUGAGUAAACCUUUGCAUAACUCUGUAAAUACUAAAUAAAUGUCUAAAAUAAUAAAAAAAAUUAGCGGAAUCCGUUCAUCUGUUCACGAAAAAAUCUACUAUAAAAAUUCAGCAGAAUUUUCUAUAUCCCUAACUUUUGACGAGCAGUUUAUUAAUAUAUAUUUAAAACAAGCUACGAUACCAGAUGAUAAAAAAUGACUAAAAUAAUACUCAUUGUAGAACUAUUUUUUUAUUUUCAUAUUUAGGAGACAAUGAUGCUUAGGUAAUUAUGACUUACUAGUUCCAAUUGGUUGAUGGUUACAUUUGAUUUCUUUAAUGAUCAAAAUGUUUUUAUGUUUAUUUAUUUCUAACCAUGUGUUGAUAUACGUACAGGUUGAGUUUUUAGUGAAACAUUGGUCGAAAAUUGCAUUAGAAUAACCAAAAAAGUUAAAUUUGUAUAUAUACAGGGUGUCCAGUUUAAAAAAAGUUUGUUUGCGUUACGAUGUAGUUAUUAAUCACUCUGUAGAAUUCAGCAUAUAAUCCAAGUCUGGAGAACAUCAUAGCCUACAUUUUUUUAAUCAUUUACCCAUUUUUUCUAACUAACUUAAAAACUCACUCUGUACAUAGAACGCUGAAAUAGACUGUAUAUAUUAUUAUUUUAUAUGUGUUAUCCUGUCUAAUACAAGAUUCUGUUGUUUUUGAGACAGUGUAUUUAUACAUUCUGCAUACUGUGAUACUAUUUGUAUAUGAAAAAUUAAUAUUGUAAGUACGAUAGGCAUUGACCUCACUGUACAUAAUUAUAAAAUAUUUUUUAAAAACGUUAACUAAAUAAAAGUUUGUGUUAUUUAA
This is a messenger RNA of Diabrotica virgifera virgifera (western corn rootworm), 11764 nucleotides long. RefSeq names its product facilitated trehalose transporter Tret1-like. The record is from RefSeq and is a predicted model, not a curated record. The coding region runs from base 116 to 1579 and encodes 487 amino acids. The transcript is spliced from 5 exons. Gene Ontology annotation, cellular component: membrane. NCBI's taxonomy places the organism in Eukaryota, Metazoa, Arthropoda, Insecta, Coleoptera, Chrysomelidae. Gene Ontology annotation, molecular function: transmembrane transporter activity. Gene Ontology annotation, biological process: transmembrane transport.